This is a messenger RNA of Rotaria sordida, 840 nucleotides long. The record is from the annotation of a GenBank genome assembly. Lineage: Eukaryota; Metazoa; Rotifera; Eurotatoria; Philodinida; Philodinidae.
AUGGUAACUCCUAAAGAAGAACAAAUGCAACGACGAACAAAUGCUGUCGACAUCGAUUUGGUCGAUUCAGCAUUACCUAAAGCUAUAUCAUCAUCAGCCAAUAUGCUCAUCUCGAUGCUUGUUACCGGAAUUAUCCUCGUUUAUAGUUCAUGGUUUAUCAUUAUUGCACUUGUACCACUCGUUAUUCUUUUUAUUUUCAUACAGCAUGUCUACAUAGCAUCGUCACGCCAACUUCGUCGUCUCGAGUCGACUACACGUAGUCCAAUCUAUUCAAAUUUUGGCGAAACAAUUCGAGGUCUUACGUCGAUUCGAGCCUACAAUGCUCAACAACGUUUCAUCGAUGUAUCGGACCAUUUACUGGAUAGAAAUCAAUCAUUCUAUUUGGCCAAUCGUGUUGCCAAUAGAUGGCUUGCUGUUCGUCUCGAAAUGAUUGCCAAUAUUCUUAUAUUGAUCACCACUAUUUUUGUCGUACUUAUGCGUGAUUAUUUAACUGCUGGUACUAUCGGUUUGGCAAUUACUUAUGCUAUGCAAAUUCCACUAUUGCUCAGUUUGUUAGUUCGUACGGCAAGUGACAUAGAAACAAAUAUUAUCAGUAUUGAACGUAUCAAUGAAUAUGCAGAAUUAAAAUCGGAAGCACCAUGGGAAGUUUCAGAAAAGAAACCAUCGCCGCAUUGGCCUACCGAUGGAGAAAUUCAAAUUCUUAUUCUGUCCAAUGGUCGUUUGCAAGAGUAUGGUGAACCAGCUCGUUUAGCUGCAAAUCCAGAGUCAGCAUUUGCGAAACUAUUACGCGAUGCUAAGAUUCGUGCAUCCGAUAUUAAACCGAUUAUUUCAUCCUCAUAG